CUGACAUAGCGUUAUAUUACAGUUUCAUUGGCAUACACCAUGACGUCGCGAUCCAAGCUUAGCCUCCAAGUAGGAUGGGCAAUCACAUUUUUAUUCUGUCUAUCUUUUGCUACAUCAGCACAGCUGCCCAACGCAAAUAUUCAAGUUUUAAACAAGCUGAUUAGAGAAAAGCUACUAAUGAAGGUGAUACCCGAAUUGCAGACUUCCUGGGACGCGAUCCAGACUCUACAACUGUCGUCACAGAACUGUAAGGGGCGGAUAACAACUUAUCAAGCAUGCGCAGAUUGCACCAAUAACAACUGCAUCAAUCGAUACACUGAAUGCAAGAUUGGGUCGAAGAAAAGACUUGGUUUGUGUGACAUCGUGGGAUUUGACCAGAAAGAUAUCUGUGCGCUGACCGUUAACUCUGAAAAGUUCAUGUUAAAUGUUGUCACAAAUAUAAAAGACAGGUUAAGCGCAAACUUACGAUAUGCCAUGUACGACAUGGGCUCUUCAAUUCAACAGUUCAUUGUGCUUUUGGGUAAUUAUGUCAACAGUUGGUCAUCAAGCACUGCUUUUAAGCUCCAAAACGGUAUUAAACAGAUUCAAACCCGUUAUACAAUCGAAAAUGAUCGCUUGAUGGCAGACAUCAGUUACAUUUCUCCCGAGGAAGUGAUUUUAAGGGACAUGUCAUCAGCAAUGAAUAUUGGGAUGGAGAAGCUUGGGGCCAGUAUUCCUAACAGGGGAUCUUUUUCAUACGAUCUGUCAAGAACCCUUGCUGAUUUACUGAGUGUGCAUUUUCAUCUUGGGAGGAAGAAAAGGGCAGUAGCGUGCAACGCACUUUCAACAGGCUUAGCAUCAUGUCUGUCCUUUCGCGACAAGUGUCAAGCCUGCAGGUCAUCGCCAAAGUCAAAGCCAAUUACUGCAGCCUGUGGAGCCGCGUAUGUGUCUAAAGCAAAACGUAUGGUGAAUUCCUUGACAAGGACGGUUCAAAUAUAUGAAGAGGUCCUAUCCCGAGUAGGAUUUGUUCAGUCGGCGUUUUAUAACCGACCUUCUUUCAACACUCAGGAAAUAAAAUAUCCAAACACAAGAUUUACAGUAGGAAUCCAAAGCAAGUCAACGCCAAUCGUUUCAGAUUUCCACGUCUUCGCCAUGCAAACAACAGCAGAGCAGCUUGCCAAUACAAUCUGGAGUGAAUGGAUAAAAAUGAAUCCUGUGUAAUGGCUAUUAAACGUAUUAGGAUAUUGAGUAGCUUUCUCGAUGACAACUUGUUGCUAAUCAAAAAUAGUUCAAAUAAAACAAUCUUGGAAAUAGUGUAGAUCUACACUAAUAACAGUGUUAUCUACGGUUGAUAAAAUAUAUUUUCACAACUAGGAACCAGGAAUUGUUCGGUUACAUAUCUAGUUAUGAUACAUAAUUAUCAUAAAAAUAAUAAAAACAUCCUCA
Molecule: messenger RNA, 1425 nt
Organism: Mizuhopecten yessoensis (Yesso scallop)
Lineage: Eukaryota; Metazoa; Mollusca; Bivalvia; Pectinida; Pectinidae
Exons: 6
Coding region: 40-1200 (386 amino acids)
Source: RefSeq, a predicted model, not a curated record